UCAUUCAUUUGUGACAAAGUGCUGGGGAUUGUUUAACUGCCUUGCAGUUCCAAAUGUAGAGUGGGUCCAGUCUUGCCACAACAAGUGCCUGGGAGAUGCAUAUUCGGGGGACUUGUAUAAGCCUGCCAGCUAGCCCAUGUUGGAGGGAGCCUUGGACAGAAGGGUGCUGCUGUGCUGCUGUGGACUGCCCAAGCUGUGUGCACAGAGGGUUGUCUGGGAACUUUUGUUGUUAAAGAAUCUAAAGCUCUUGCCGCUGUACUGUAGGCAAGACUGAGAUCUCCUCUGUUCUGCCUGCUGCAGCUCUCAUUCACAUCAUGACUUCUAAUCUUAGGGUAUUGAGAAUAGAGUGAGCUGGAUUGGGAAAUGGUUUUAAUUCACAUGCACCUUUGGCACUGGGAUGGGAAACAUUUGUUGAUACAAAUCUAGUUGAAUCUCCUGGUACUAUAUCCAUAUCCAGAGAACAGUUGCUUGAACCCACUGACUAACCUAACAGCAUGCUCUGUGGAAGAACCCAGACUGCGGAUUUAAAAUAGGCAGACCAAGUGAUUAACCUGCACUGAGUGAUAUCCCCAAAACAAAUCUAGGAGGACAAAAACCCUCAGACUGCCCAGUUCAAGAGAGCAAACUGAUAAUUCAUCCACAUUCUUGGCAUUCUACCAAAUUAUUGGAGUCCCAACCUGAUCCCAGCAUGAUGCAGGUAUCACAGGGAACGAUCGGAUCUCCAUGGCACCAAGCCUACCACUCAAGUUCUUCCACAAGCGAUCUGUCCGGCUACAAUCAUGAGUUCUUAAGAAGGAGUCCAGACCAAUACAGCUCAAGAGGAAGCAUGGAAAGUUUGGAUCAGGCUUCUGCUGCAUAUCAUCACCACCUUCCACCAGCAAAGUCCACUAACUGCAUAGACCAGCUUGUUCACCUCCACAACAAAAGAGAUUCUGCUUACAGCUCGUUCUCAACCAACGCUAGCAUCCCAGAAUACCGUAGCUCUCCUUUUAGCAAGGAACGUUCCUAUUCUAUGGAAAGUAUGCACUCUCGUAAUAGUAGUGGGCAAGAAGGCAUUAAGCAUGCAGACAUUAAAUACAUAAAGACAGUCUAUGAUGUACAGCGUGGAAUCUCAGAAGAGUACGAAGUGAAUUCCUCUUCAGUAAAGAAUCGGAAUUACAGUAGACAACCUGCAUACAAUAGGCACAGUAUUGGCCCUCAUGGGAGAUUGGAACAGAGCAGAUUUUUUUCUGAGAGUGGUGGCUUUGAAAGAGCGGCACCUAUGCCUCCUACUCGCAGUGACAGUUAUGCAGUAACAAGGCAUCAUGAAAGGCCCAACUCUUGGUCCAGUCUUGAUCAGAACAGGAACUUUCGAACUCCAAAAGCAGCAGGUUUACAUUCUACCAAUACAAGUUCUAAUGCUGCUCAGCAGCCAAAACAUGUGCACGGGGAUGGACAUUUGCACCCUGUGUUGGAGAGGAGCCCAGAAAGUAGCCCACUAAUAAAACCCAAGCAGGUUUAUUCUGAAACCCCACAGCCAGGGCAGCCUAUGCUUCCUACAGGAAUCUACCCUGUACCUGCCCCAGAACCUCACUUUGCUCAUGCACCUCAACCUCCAAAAAAUAAUAAUGGAAGACUAUAUCCAGCACUAGCCAAAGAAGGAUCCUAUGGGGCCAAAUCUUCAGAAAAAGUUCUUCCCUUCUCUGAGCCUAAUAAAAAUGAAAAAGACACACAAAAUUUAAGAAGUAAGUCUGUAGGGCAGUAUCCUAUGAACCACUCCGUUAAAGAAAGAGAGAAAAAGCAAGAAGGUCCCACAGGUUUUGCUCAUUAUAAGCUUCACUUUACUGCUGGGCCUGACAUUUCCACCAGCUCUUUAACAAAUGACAGAAAUGAUCAACAACCUUUAAGACUGGACAAUAUAGAUAUUAAUGAACAACAAAAAAAUGGCACAAAAGUGGCAGAGGAAUUCUCAGUUUAUGCUCAUCCUGCAUUCCAAAAUGAGUGGAGUGAUAGCAAAACAAAACAAGAUAUAGCGUCUUCAGAUAUCAUUGGUUUACACCGAAAUUCACUCAGUAGUGAUGCCCAUGGAGAGCAUGAAUAUCACAAUCACUUUAACAUUGCUUCCUCUUCACAUAAUAAAAUGGAUGAGAGAAGCAAUCGACAGGCCGAUCACAGAAAAAAACUGGAGAGUCUGAGCUUUACAGUACAUGCUGAUGAAGCUGAUGGUCCCAGCAGUAAUCCACUGAAACCUGACGAGUCACCUUCCCCUUCUCAGAAGAAAAGCUAUGAUUUUACAAGAAGAAGACUAAGUUCAAGCAGCUCCCAGAGUAGCAAGACAGAUGGCAACAAACUGUCUUCUGUUUUCGACAAAGUAUGCAAGAUUGAGCAGCGAGAGCAUGAAAACCACAGAUCCCAAUUUCUGUGUGGAAACAUUAAUCAGUCAGGGCUGAGUACUAGGGGACAGAAUAACAAAGGAUCUUUUACAAUGGUUGAAGAAAUUAGAAACAAGUUUAUUUCCCAGGAUCAGACUCCUAAUCCUAAUGAAUGGCGCAGACUUUCAAGCUCACAUAGCAAUGAAAAAGUUACAGGUAUGCACCAGUUAACAAGACAAGGUAUUGUAUAUGGCCUACAAACAGGGGAUGCUCAAAAGCAAAUGCCAGAAAAGCAAGCUGAAAAAAUGCAUUCAUAUAAUCAAGAGCAAAACAUUUUGCAAGCUGUGCCAGAUGACGAUAAUAGAAGCUUUAAUUCGCAAACAAUGCCAAAUAAAGAAGAUGAUUGGCAAUGUGCUGCACAAGACACUCUAGGAUUUAACAGGGCUUACAGAAAUAGUGUGAAAGAUGCUCAGUGUAAAGUUCUAGAAGCCACAUCUUACAGGCGUAAAGAUUUAGAAAUCAGCCCACCUCACUAUAAAAAACCAGAGAAGAAUGUGAGACCUGCUUCGGCUCCCUUUAGAAAAAAAUCCUCAUCAUUGUCUCCUCAUGCUCCAAAAGAGCGCCACAGUGUCACUCCUACAGAUAACUGUGCCAGUAUCCAAGAAAGCCAAGGUGUUUUCUUCCCAUCCCGUAUUGGAGCCAAGAGACGGAUAACAGCUGAGCAGAAAAAGAGAUCCUACUCAGAGCCAGAAAAGAUGAAUGAAGUUGGUGCGUCUGAAAGUGAAUCAGCACCCCUGACUGUUUCCAAAAUGGAACCAGUUGCUAGCUUUUCAGAGAACUCUGUGGCAGACAGAAGAAGAAUAUUUGAGAGGGAGGGAAAGGCAUGUUCAACUAUCAACUUGUCAAAGCCACAGCUGAAACAGCUACAACAGAAUGCCCUUGCAGAUUAUAUAGAGCGUAAGACAGGCCGAAGGCCAUCCUCCCAGGAGACAAGACUAUUAAAAGAAAGGUCACAAAGUACCUACUUCUCAGGGAGUAUAAUGGACAACCAGAGUAUGACCUCCACAUCUAGUAUGAAUUCUCUUAAUGAACACAAUCUGUCCUACCGGCAUAGGGAACCACUUUCUAAAACUGGACGUGUAUCUUCUACUCUUCCUCCUGGUUUAACAGGCUUCUUUGACCUUAGCAGCUUUGAGAAUAACCCGGAAUAUCCAGAGAACAGGAGUCGUAGCAGCUCCUUUGCCCAUCAGUUAAGGUCUGAACGACUACUAGAUCACAGAUCCAAGGUGGAAUUUGGCAAAGGCAGGGAAACUAACAAGCCAAAGGAAGUCUCGUUGCAAUCGGAUGAUGAUGUGAUUAUAACAAGCAGUAGAAGACAUGGAAAAUCUGCUUCUGCUGAGGAUUUGCUGGACAGAUUACCACAACCACCUGCCCUGCACGUGAGAUCAAGGUCAUCUCCUGCUAGUGAUAUGAAAAGUAGGGAAUACAUGUCAAGGCAGGAAGUCGGCAACAAAACUUCAUAUGCCUCAGCAUCUAAUAAAGAAAUCAGGUCUAUAAAAAGCAAUCACUUUGAGCAAAUGUCUUUCACCCCGUCCUUUAAAAACCACAUUGACACUGGUGAAGACCCAGUUCCAGAAAAUUCUUCAACUAUUCAGAGAUCAGCUCAAUUAGAAAACCAGAGAAAUACAAAAACCCAAAGCAUUAGUGGAAUAUACAGCCCUCAUCCUGAAACAAAGCAGGAACCAUUAGCUUUGCCAAUUCAUUCAGUUCCUGCUAAAGUGACCCAGACCUCACUAGCUCAUGCUACAUUUGACUAUAUUACUGCUGAAGAAUAUCUUUAUUCUGGGAAGCGUGGAAAGGAAAGUGCUUCUCCAACUGACAAUAAGGAAAUAAGUGACCAGGAAUGGUGUUUACCUGAAAAUAGUUCAUCUGAAGAUCUUAAUGAUCCUGAAAGAUUUGCAAAAUAUACAUCAGCACAAAGGCCACAGUCUUUUGAAACUAAAAGUGGCAAUUCAAUUAAUGAAACUGUCCAACAAAAUAAAUCUUCAGGACCCACAGCCGGACCAAAGUUUUCUACUAGUUGGAAAAGCAAUGGCAUGUGGAGCAGUGGUUCAUCCGAGGCAGAGACCACCUUUAACCAUGGCAAAAUUUCUCUCCAUAUAUCUGAGUCCUGCCUACAGCCUCAGUCACCCAUGACUGGUCAGGAGGAUGAGGGUGACGAUGAGGUUUUUGUCAAAGAGCAGGAUACAGAAUCAUUUUCUGGGACCUUUGUUCCUCCAUCUCCUCCACCCUUUCCACCUCCAAGCCUAGAAGAUGCACUGUUGAAACAAAGAAUUGAGAAAUUCCCAUUGGUUCCCAACACUCUUGAUGAAAUAUGGGAAAACACAGAAGAAGCUUCUACGCAAGUAAAAGUGAAAAGCAAUGAAAGGUAUCUUCAGUGCGCAUCAGAAUAUACAGCAAGCACAGAAAGCAGUGGUUCUUACUUGUUGAAUUCAGGGAUCACCAAAAGGGACACUGAUGGGCCACUACUUAGACUUUCCUCUAUUGUACCAGCACCUGAGCCUUUGGCUUCUCCAGUGGAUCCAACUAAACCUAUUGAAGAACAGGAAACCCAACCCCAUGGGGCAGACACCAGUAUUUUACAAAGUUCAGAGGGGAAUUUCAACCCCAGUGACAGCCAGAGCACCUUACCACAUGUUCGUUCAGAGCUGAUGUCUUCGGAAGAUGCCAAAUCACAAGAGCUGGCAAAGGAGAUUGUGACCAAGGAUAAAUCCCUUGCUAAUAUUCUAGAUCCUGACUCCAGGAUGAAGACUACUAUGGACUUAAUGGAGGGCUUGUUUACCAAAAGCAGCAGUGCAUUAAAGGAGAAGAAUCAGAAGCGUAAAGCAAAAAAGCAAAUAGAUAACAUUAUAGCACCGGAGAGUGAAAAGAAAGAAGAGAAAAGAGAAACUCUUGAUAAUGCAAGCAACUACUCUGCGUAUUACUCUACAUCAGCACCCAAAGCAGAACUCCUGAGAAAGAUGAAAACCAUUCACUCUCAGAUAGGAGGGAAGGAGGAACAGUUUGACGUGAACGAGAAAAAGGCAGAGCUAAUUUCCAGUCUUACGUGCAAACUUGAAGUUCUGAAGGACGCCAAGGAAAGCCUAAUAGAUGAUAUAAAGCUGAACAACAGCCUCGGAGAGGAAGUCGAGACCCAAAUUGAGACCCUUUGCAAGCCCAAUGAAUUUGACAAGUACAAGAUGUUCAUUGGAGAUCUAGAUAAAGUGGUAAAUCUAUUGCUCUCGCUCUCAGGACGUCUGGCCAGGGUAGAAAAUGCACUAAGCAGCUUGGGGGAAGAUGCCAGUGCUGAAGAGAGGAAAACCUGGAACGAGAAGAAAAAGCAGCUAUGUGGCCAGCAUGAAGACGCCCGUGAACUGAAGGAGAACCUUGACCGACGUGAGAAGUUGGUGAUGGACUUCUUAGGAAACUACCUCACGGGGGAAGAGUUUGCACACUACCAGCAUUUUGUCAAAAUGAAAUCAGCUUUAUUGAUUGAGCAACGGGAGCUGGACGACAAGAUUAAACUUGGCCAAGAGCAAUUGAGGUGCCUAACAGAAAGUUUACCAAGUGACUACCUUAUUAGCAUGAAAGUGUCUUUGCCAGAAGAAAGGAGAUCUUCUCUGGGGAACAAAAGUUUACCUCCAUCACUGACCUCUUCACUUUAAUGUUCUCCAAAACCAGCUCAGGCAAACUUUACCUAAUACAGAUACUCAUUACAUUUACAAUAAAAAAAUUGAUUCAAAUUGAUCUAUAGGUGUUAUGAAAAUGUAGCUUUACAGCUAUUUAAUCUACUCCAAAUGACUGUGAAAAAAAUUCAACUAAGACAUUUUACAGCUGGUGUAACCGCUGACUUGUGUUGUCGUGGAACUUUUAAAAUUUGGCAAUUACCUUGAAAAUCUCUCUCUUCCUUUACUGCAUGUCAAACCUGGACUCCUGUAUUGCUAUUACACCUGCAGCAAACUCCAAAAAAAACUCUAAUUCGAAGGUUGGGAAUUGUUGAAGUAAUAUCUGAAAAUAUUGUGCUUCAUCUGUCUCUUUCUAGUUCUAAAAAACAGUUUUUAGAAUGUGUCAAUGCCCCUCCAUACAGUUCAUGACAAUGAAGCAUGAAUGCCUUAAUGACGUGCCUACAUCUACUAUUUAUAAAGUUCCCUUUGCUUUUGUAAGAAAUUCAUGUACAUUUUGUAUAUAUUCUAACCUUUAAUUUGUGUAGAAAAUGUAUUUUAAUAAGAUUAAAAAAGGAAAAAGAAAAAACUGUUUUAACAAAAAUCUAAAAACAGUGUCACACUUGAUUUAUCAAAAUGUGUGUUUUUAGAGCUUAAUAAAUAGAAACGUACCCACUUUCUUCUCAUUCCUACGGGAUUUUUAAAACUGUAUCUAUCAAGUGGUGAGUUCUAACGUUCACUCAUUGAUAAAUACAAUUCUAAAAAUCUCAUAGGAAUAAAUAGAACAUGGGUGAGUUUUUAUUUAUUAAGCUAUAACUCACAUUUUCACAUAAAUCUGCCCCUUGGUGUUUGUAUACUUUUGUGUUUCUACACCGUGUGCAUGCCUCACUGACAUCCCAUGCACACAUGAGAUGGGAGCGAAUCAGAGCCGAAAAAACACCAAGUGUGACACUAUUCCAAGGCUUUAGUCUGUUAGUCAAUAAAUAGCCUGUAUUGCAUUGUUAUGUUUACAUUACCUGUUUCACCUCUGAUAGCUUUCUUGGUGAGCCACAGUCUGCAAGAGAAAAAUGGGCAAAAAAAAUCUUAAAUCAAAUGGUGUGAUUUGAAGCCAAAUUCUUGUAAUGCAAUGGUGACCAAUCUGGCACCAAUGGUGAAAGCGGUUAAAUAGACUCUGGUUUAACUUUGAUACCUGGUAUGUUUGAAAGUGCCCGAAAUACAUGACUUUUAGGUACUGACAGUCCAACUGCUUGCUGUAAACAAAAAUCUACCCAUGGGCAACUCUAAAGGGAAGAUUUAUCAAAAUGUGAGUUUAACUUUUACCCAUUGAAAAAUACAAUUCUAAAAAUUCCAUAGGAAUGAAAAGAACAUGGGUAAAUUUUUGUUUAUUAAGUUCUACAUUUUGAUAAAUAUGCCCCUAAGACUAUAAAAGGCCUCAUUGGUCAAACAUGGAUAUUUGUAGCUGCUUCUUGUAUCUGGAUUAAAGUGGUAGCGCCUACUCAUAUUCUUGUGUGACAGUAACUGGGGUGAAGGUCUGACAGGUGAGAGAGAAAUUACAGUAUCUCUGCCCAAGCAUGGGUUUGUUUCAGCCCUUGAGACCUGGUGUUGGCUGCAUGUCCUGUAUCCAUAUCCUUAUGAAGGAAACAUUUUGCCUAGCAAAAAUUUAAUGUCAUAUCUAUGCUGUCCACUUUUGUUUACUCGUCUUCAUGCAGACACAAAGCACUGCAUGCAAAUUCUCUUGUGAGAUGUCACAAAACAUGCUAUUACGGACAAUUAAAAGUCUAUACUGUAAGUGAAUUUUGUGUGUAUGUCACCAGCACAAUAAAAUAACUUUGAUGUGUUAUUUAAUACAAAGAAAAGCACUUCCUUUUCUUAAAAAGCUGUCAGUGGUUUCUUUUUUCUUAGUAUUCAUUUCAGCUAUAGUUUAGAAAACACUGUGUUCAUUGUGUAAGUUCAGAAUUUUCCUUAAGGUUA
Messenger RNA from Xenopus laevis (African clawed frog), 8023 nucleotides. RefSeq names its product shroom family member 3 L homeolog (gene shroom3.L). Gene Ontology annotation, cellular component: cytoskeleton; apical plasma membrane; adherens junction. The record is from RefSeq and is a predicted model, not a curated record. Gene Ontology annotation, molecular function: actin filament binding; actin binding. Bases 689 to 6055 code for a protein of 1788 amino acids. NCBI's taxonomy places the organism in Eukaryota, Metazoa, Chordata, Amphibia, Anura, Pipidae. Gene Ontology annotation, biological process: actin filament organization. The transcript is spliced from 11 exons.